Fusarium oxysporum Fo47 is the source of this 1096-nucleotide messenger RNA. RefSeq names its product thioredoxin-like protein. Gene Ontology annotation, biological process: regulation of G protein-coupled receptor signaling pathway. The transcript is spliced from 2 exons. Bases 97 to 969 code for a protein of 290 amino acids. The record is from RefSeq and is a predicted model, not a curated record. Lineage: Eukaryota; Fungi; Ascomycota; Sordariomycetes; Hypocreales; Nectriaceae.
CCUGGACGCUGCUCUGGCAUUGACCAUCUUCACCUUUACACUUGUUGCGAGACACAUACAUAUUAAACCUCCUCCUCCCCUCCAAAUCUGCCCGUCAUGUCAACUGCCGCUCAAGAAGAGUUUAACGACCUGGUCGCCAAGAACACAUAUCGCGAAACCCUCCACCCUGAGGACCGUGACGACCCCGAUCUCAAGAACCACCAAGAUCUUUCCGAAGAAGACGUUUUCCGUAACGCCCAGAUCGAUAACGCAAUGCGCAUGCCUACUGUCGAUCGCCUCACCGGCGCUGGCGCCUCUGAGAUCAAGCUCCCUCCUGUCUCUUUCGACAGCGGCCGCGCUACUGGCGUCAAGGGAGUCAUUGCCGAUGCGCGAAACUACGAGGCUGCCCGCAAGAACAAGUGGCGACACCGAGUCCGCACUGCCCGCAACAGCAUCUUCGGCAUUGAAGCUCCUACUCCUGUGAAGAGCGAUACCGAGAGCAGCGAUGACGAUGCGAAGAGCGCAAGUGAUGCCGACGAGGAGGCUUUCCUUGCUGAGUGGCGCGAGAGCCGACGACGUGAGCUUGAGAGCGAGGCCAGCCGAUCUGUCAGAAAUCGACGAACAAGUCCCAGUGUACGCAUCUAUGGCCGACUAGAUGAGGUCGAUGCCCUCGGAUACCUCGACGCCAUUGAGAAGGUUGGAAGGGAAACCACUGUUGUCGUGUUUGUGUAUGAUCAUGAGUGUGAGGUCUCCGCUACUAUCGAGUCAGCACUCAUGCCUAUUGUCAAGACCAACCCCGAGGUUCACUUCGUCAAGGUCCACUAUGAAGAGAUCGAAUUUGAUAACGCUGCUGUGCCCGCUAUGCUCGGAUAUCGAAACCAAGGUGACCUGUUCGCCAACUUGACAGGCCUGAUCGAGAUGAUCCCUGACGAUGAGACCUUUGGCACCUCAUCGUUAAAGGAACUACUACAAAAACACACUAUUCUAUAAUGUGCUGGGUCAUAUCAUCUUUAUUAUACCUUUACCACCUUAAUGCGGCCACGUCUACGACACACAAUCAUUAUAUUAUUCCCAUGGACAUAACUCCAAGUUGAUGUCUUUGAUUACGAUACCCAAC